GUUCACACAGGAGCUUCACUGUAUGGGCUUUGAAUCCAUGAUUCUGAGUAGAAAUGGCCAGGCAGGGAGGCAGAUGCCAGUCGUCCUGUGUGCAGCGCUUGUGCAACUUGACAGGAAGGAAUCCUUGACCCCUCGCCAUUAUGUCCGGAAGAGCAAGGAAAACCCACAUUUGUGCCCACGAUGAUAUCUAAAAAAGCCGGGCUUACAGAAACAACGGGUUCAUAAUCUUACUUGAAUCAAUUUUCUCCUUCUAUUCAAUAGUUCUCCAUAGCUCCCGAUCCUAUCCGCGUAUAGCAUUCCUCUGAUAUCCCUAAUCCUCACACCCCUGUUGACACUUCCUACGCACUAACCUUAAAGCAGCUAAGCGCGCUCCGGGAACUCUUCCGCGCCGAAUCGCGAAAUAAUUUGAAGCCAAUCCAACGCCAACACUGCUCCUCAUAACGCCGACCAAUUCCUCCCCAUAAAACCAUGUCAAAGGCACGCUCAGCAACAGAUGUGGUGGUGAAGCUCAUCGUCGGAGCGGGACAGGCGAGUCCGAGUCCCCCCGUCGGUCCGGCGCUGGGUAGUAAGGGUGUGAAGUCGAUGGAUUUUUGCAAGGAAUUCAACGCCCGCACCGCCCACAUAACCCUCGGCGUCCCCAUCCCCGCCCGCGUCACCGUCCGCCCCGACCGCUCCUUCCACUUCGAGCUUCGCACGCCCACGACAUCCUACCUCCUCCUCACCGCAGCCGGCGCGCCGAUCCGCAAGUCGAAGCUCAAGGGCGCGAUGAACCCGGGGAAGGAGAGCGUGGGGACGGUGACGCUGAAGCAUGUUUAUGAGAUUGCGAGGAUUAAGCAGAGUGAGCUGAGGCUGAGUGGGUUGAGCAUGGAGGGCAUGUGUAGGACGGUUAUUGCGCAGGCGAAGAGUAUUGGGGUUACGGUUGUGCCGUGAGUGGGGAAGAGGGAAUGAAGGAGG
Messenger RNA from Pseudogymnoascus verrucosus, 954 nucleotides. RefSeq lists its product as uncharacterized. The record is from RefSeq and is a predicted model, not a curated record. The coding region runs from base 469 to 930 and encodes 153 amino acids. Gene Ontology annotation, biological process: translation. NCBI's taxonomy places the organism in Eukaryota, Fungi, Ascomycota, Leotiomycetes, Thelebolales, Thelebolaceae. Gene Ontology annotation, molecular function: large ribosomal subunit rRNA binding; structural constituent of ribosome. The transcript has 2 exons. Gene Ontology annotation, cellular component: ribosome; mitochondrial large ribosomal subunit.